Laccaria bicolor S238N-H82 is the source of this 1269-nucleotide messenger RNA. RefSeq lists its product as uncharacterized. Bases 1 to 1269 code for a protein of 422 amino acids. The record is from RefSeq and is a predicted model, not a curated record. The transcript has a single exon. Gene Ontology annotation, molecular function: monooxygenase activity; iron ion binding; oxidoreductase activity, acting on paired donors, with incorporation or reduction of molecular oxygen. NCBI's taxonomy places the organism in Eukaryota, Fungi, Basidiomycota, Agaricomycetes, Agaricales, Hydnangiaceae.
AUGAUUUCGAUUUUGUGCAUUGCGCUUGUGGCUCUGAUAGUUUCCCUUUUCCUACGUUAUUUCACCGCCUUCUUUUCCUCCACGGUACACGCCCAUCGAUCAGUCGCGUCGAUACGAGCAUUCCUACACUCGCCAAACAAGGGCAUCGAAGAGCUGCUCACAGAACGAGCAAAGGCAAAUGAACGCCUGGUUGAAGGCAUGGGGUUAUCCAACACGUUUGUUAGCCCCGAUCGUACAGUCCACAAAGCAUUCACGAUGCAGGCUCGUGAGUUGAUAAAGACACCGCAGGCGCGAUGGACCGAUUUUCGUCACUUGACCACGCAAGCCAUCCAUGCUGAACUGGCGAAUUCAGAAAGUCAUGGAACGUUGUUCGACAGAUUCGUGCAGUCCGUUACGCUUCGCGUUGUGCUGGUGGGUAUCAUGGGUGUGCAGACUGCCGUGGAUAGCUUGGACAGGGAGAGUAUCGUGGUGGUGGUGGAGGGUAUCACAAAGCUCUGGUCACUGUCAAAGAAACCAAGUCCAGCUUCGCGCAAGCUCCUAGUGGACGUGAAGCACCACCUGCGCCGGCUCGUCCUAGACGAAGACACGUUCCCAAACCCUUUAAAUUUCGUCGUUCCGGCUUGGGAGACACUAUGGAGGGUCGUGGCUACCGCCAUCGCGUAUACACAUGACAACCCGCGCUUGGAGAAGUUGUUUUUGGAGGUGUAUGUGAACCCCAAGGAGGAAGUGUUUAGAGCGGAGGGGAAGGACGGGGUGAGUGUCAAGGGAGUCGUGGAUGAAACUAUGCGCUUGCAUCCGCCUUCACGGCAUAUCAGCCGUGUGCGACCACGCUUGGGAUGGAGCUGGGUGCCUGGUGCGCUCCUGAAUGUGAUGGAGAAGCUUUGGCCGGGAACGCAAUUUCAAAGAGGUUACGCGGAUGUCGAGGAGAUACAGAGGAGCAGCGUGUGGGGUGAAGAUGCGCAUGUUUUUGAUCCUGCGAGGCACUCGACAGGUCGACUUUGGGAGGGCCAGGCGGAGACCAUGUCUUUCUCCUUUGGAUAUGGUCCGUUGAGGUGUAUUGCAGCUUCGUGGGCCCCCAUGGCUGUUGCGGUCAUAAGUGCGUCGAUCUUUGACUGUCUUGAGGGUGGAGAGUACGCUGUGGUACCGGGACCGAAUAUUGGUGCUAGAGAGGGCUGGAGGGGGUGGCGGAUUGAAAGUUCAUCUUGUGGGCGAAGCAGAUCAAAAAAAAGCGAGAAUACUUCAAAGACACCAGGAAAGCCGUCUGCUUGA